AUGAGUCAAAGGACUUUUAGCGUGCUCUCACCCUUAGCGCCACUCCGCCUUCGCACUUCUGCCUGCUGCAUCUUACAAAAGACAGUCGAUGAUCAUGGCUGCCUACUAACCUUCUCACCCCUCACGUCGCCCAACGUCGACAACAUACCUUCCAACCACCAACCAACCACUCAAAUCCCCACUCAACCCCCCUUCUCACAGUCUUCCUUUCAGGAAUCUGUGAACUCAAGUCCUGCCUCGCGCAUCUUCAGUUCGCCGCUUACUACCCUGUCCGACUUUCCGUCGUUCACCACGGCUUCUCAACAGCAAACAUGGCCCUCCUCACCAGCUCCCCCAGCCUCAAGGCAAUCAUCGAAUCAACCAACUUUUGCGACCGACUUCGUACUCUACGAUCAACCGACCAAGCCUCAGCCGCUUCGUCGACCCAGCGUUCCUCUGCCUGGUCAAGCGUUUAACCAAUCGAACUUCUACGCCACUUCGGCUCCGACGUCUUCUUUCGGUUUUCAAAACCAGCAACCUCCGUCAAAUCGACCCCCGGUACCUCUCUUCCAUAGCAACAGCACCCCGAACGUGCAUCAAUACCCUCGUCAGAGAUCUCAGAACACUGCAACCGGCACCAUGGCUACAGGUACUUUGUCACUGCAUAUACCACUCUCUCACACAUCCUCUAAUUCAAGUCCGUCAGAUUUCGACCUCUUCCCCGGGAUCGGCAGUGGCUUCGGCCACAACGACUUCGCGUCGGAUGCCUCCCUGAAUGAUAUCUUUGGUGAUUCCACCACAGAUGUGAAGUUCACAUCCAUCAACGGUGCUUCGAACGCGUCCACGUCCACUCGAACUGUCUCUCCCAAGGACCUGCACCAAGAUGGCUUCUCUGCACCACCAUCUGCCGCUUUCACCAACCUGACUUCUCCUGAUAUUGAUGCUUCUCCGUUCAUGUCUGGUAGCUUCGACACGUCCCCGAUGUUUGACAACUCCAUGGACGUCAACACCGGUAACGAUUGGUACUCUUUGUUCCCCGAUUCCACCGAUAACGCUUCUUCGUCAUUCUCUCAGCCCCUCGAGCGCAACCCAAGCACCCAAUCGCUCGCGCAGUCCAGCGCCUCCAGCACCAACUCUCCUCUUGUCCUUGAUCAGUCAAAUCGUCGCAAGUCGUCCACCAACGCUUCUCCUGCGAUGAACGCUGGUAUUAGCAAGCCUCGUCGCCGCAAAGGUCCUCUACCUCCAAUCGCGGUCGACCCUAACGACAAGGCGGCAAUGAAGCGAGCUCGCAAUACUCUUGCUGCUCGUGACUCUCGCCAGCGCAAGUACGAGCAUGUUCAGACUCUGUCCAACCGUAUCAAGGAACUUGAGGAUGAGAAGGAGCAGCUGAAGGCUGAGGCUGAGAGGUGGAAGACACUGGCUCUCAGUGCAACUCUCAGUGACAACCCUCAGUAGUCCGCAAACUUUGGUUAUUCAUGAUUUAAACGGGGAGCUGGAGAGGGCAAUGCCUCUCCAGUGUAGGAAAAGUUUCAUUGUCACUGUUUGGUUGCUUCUCACCGUCUCGGUCCGGCUUCGACUUGUCGUUGCCGCAAACGAAUGGUGCCUGUCGUUCGAUUGUUUGAUCUCACAGACUGGUCGGUUCUGAUGUCUCCCCGUAUGGGAUUGACUCGUGGCCAUGUCUUUAUGACGUUACGACGUGAUGCUUGUGCAUCGCGUCUUGCUAUCUGAUAAUAAUUUCAUUCUUAGUGUACUAAAACAAUCUUCGUAUCUA
This is a messenger RNA of Pseudovirgaria hyperparasitica, 1750 nucleotides long. RefSeq lists its product as uncharacterized. Gene Ontology annotation, molecular function: DNA-binding transcription factor activity. Bases 1 to 1434 code for a protein of 477 amino acids. The record is from RefSeq and is a predicted model, not a curated record. Lineage: Eukaryota; Fungi; Ascomycota; Dothideomycetes; Acrospermales; Acrospermaceae. Gene Ontology annotation, biological process: regulation of DNA-templated transcription. The transcript has 2 exons.